Molecule: messenger RNA, 348 nt
Organism: Cetraspora pellucida
Lineage: Eukaryota; Fungi; Glomeromycota; Glomeromycetes; Diversisporales; Gigasporaceae
Source: the annotation of a GenBank genome assembly
AUGUCUUAUAACAGAAAGAAUAGAAAACGCAAACAUACAGAUAGAAAGGCAUACGGACGACGUGCAGAUGCAAUUAUCAGAAAGAAUACUAAUGGUUGGAUAUUAGAAUUCGGAGGGAUGCUUCGUGAUAUGUUUAUUGGGCUUUGCAACAAUCCAACAAUAGGUUAUAUUCAUGGUAAUAAUCCAGCUGGAUACAUUAUGCGUCUUACUAAAAGUGAAUUUUUUGAGAUCCUUGAAGAUAUUGAAUAUUUUGCAUUGGGCUUAGAAUUAAUUGGCGCUGUUUUUGAGAAUCCAAAGAAAAUAAAAUUAGUGCAAGAGAUCCUACUUGAUUUAAAGCAAUUGGAUUAG